This is a messenger RNA of Verticillium alfalfae VaMs.102, 1800 nucleotides long. RefSeq names its product Syja_N domain-containing protein. NCBI's taxonomy places the organism in Eukaryota, Fungi, Ascomycota, Sordariomycetes, Glomerellales, Plectosphaerellaceae. The record is from RefSeq and is a predicted model, not a curated record. The coding region runs from base 1 to 1800 and encodes 599 amino acids. Gene Ontology annotation, biological process: phosphatidylinositol dephosphorylation. The transcript is spliced from 2 exons. Gene Ontology annotation, cellular component: endoplasmic reticulum. Gene Ontology annotation, molecular function: phosphatidylinositol-4-phosphate phosphatase activity.
AUGCGCGAGCGCCAGAUUCGCGAUCCGGACGAAGAUGUCUUCAUUGGCCUUCUCGAGACUUUUAUCAAGAGCGGGCCCAUGUACUUUUCGUACUCCAUCGACCUGACCAACUCCUUUCAACGACAGUCCUUGGCCGACACUUCCCUUCCUCUAUGGCUUCGCGCCGAUGACCGGUUCUUCUUCAACAAGCACCUCCAGUCGCCCCUCAUCGAUUUUCGAACAACAGGCGCGCGAGGCCAGCCCGGUCCCCAACAUGGCGCAGACCCCUUCAUUCUCCCCGUCAUCUUCGGCGUGCUGGAAAUCCGCCCGACCAAGUUCAAGAACUCUCCCCUGACAAUCGUCCUUAUUUCGCGUCGCUCCAGACACCGUGGCGGCACUCGGUACUUCACGAGAGGUCUCGACGAGCAAGGCCAUGCUGCCAACUACAAUGAAACAGAACAGGUCGUUAUCGUCAACGACACGAACAACGGCAUGGGCGGCUUUGCCGGCAGUGCCGACAUGCAGAGUGGCCAGUUUGGUGCCGAAGGCAAGGAGAUGCAGAUCAUGUCGUACGUCCAGACCCGUGGUAGUGUACCGGCUUACUGGGCCGAGAUCAACAGCCUCAAGUACACCCCAAAGAUCCAGGUUCGCGGCAUCGAGACAGCCUUGCGCGCUGCACAGCUUCACUUUGACGAGCAGAUCAAGAUCUAUGGUGACAACUACCUCAUCAACCUGGUCAACAAGACUGGUCGUGAGCGUAACAUCAAGGGCGCUUACGAGAAGGUCGUCGAGCUUCUCGUCUCUUCGCCGAGGGAGAAGACCGAGGGUGACCGGAUCACCGAUGAAAAGUUCACCACCAUUCAGCCCGAGAAGCAAAGGUCCGAGUUUGACCGCCUGCACUAUAUUUACUUCGACUAUCAUCACGAAACGAAGGGCAUGAAGAUGCACCGAGCCUAUGCGCUCAUCGAGAGGCUUAGCGAGGCUCUCGCGAGCCAGGGCUAUUUCCGUGCUGUCGACAUGCCGGGCAAUAACGACGGUGGUCUAGAGGGCCGCUCUUUCCAGACGUCCGUCAUGCGCACCAACUGCAUGGACUGUCUCGAUCGCACCAAUGUCGUCCAGUCUAUGUUUGCUCGUCAUACUCUGGACCGUAUCCUUGAGGACCUUGGCCUCAUGGCCCGCGGCUCUUCUUUCCGUGACGAGGAUCCCGCCUUUGAGGACCUCUUCCGCAACAUGUGGGCCGACAAUGCAGACGUUGUUUCAUGCUCCUACUCCGGCACUGGUGCCAUGAAGACGGACGUCACCCGUACGGGCAAGCGUACCAAGGUUGGUGCGCUCCAGGACGGCCGCAUUGGUGUCACCCGUUACUUCAAGAACAACUUCCUCGACGGGCCCCGCCAGGACUCGUUCGACCUGUUCCUCGGCGUCUACAGCCCCGGGGCUGACCUGGGCGGCUCUGGCCUCAUCUUUGCCGACCGCCGGCCCAUCCUCAUCCAGUCGGUCCCCUACCUCCUCGCCUUCAGCGUGUUCCUCGUCUUUGUCGGCCUCUUUACUCGCACCGAGUCCACCCUCGCCAUCCGUUUCUUCAUCCUCUUCUGGCUCGUCGUGUCCGCCUGGGCCGCUAGCUUCAUCGUCAGCCACGGCAUGCUCUACGUCAACUGGCCCAAGCUCAACCCUAGGCCCUGGGCCAACGAGGGCUACAACGAGCACAUGAACAAGGCGCGCAAGGACUCCAUGAUCGGUACCCUUGUCGCAAAACACGAGCGCGGACUCAGCACGGCGCGGUAUCUCAAUGCCGAGGAGGGCAAGAAGAGGAUCGAGUAG